AUGAAGACGCAGAACAUCAGGACCCUCUCUCUCAUCCUCUCCAUCAUCUUCUACCUGCUCAUAGGAGCCACCGUGUUCGUCGCGCUGGAGUCGGAAAGCGAGAGUUUCAGGAAAAAGUCGCUGGAGGAGAAGCUGAACGAGCUGAAGGAGAAGCACGGCUUCCUGGAUGAGGACUACGGGGAGAUCGAGAGGUUGGUCCUCCUGUCAGAGCCGCACCGCGCCGGGAGGCAGUGGAAGUUCGCCGGCUCUUUUUACUUUGCCAUCACGGUCAUCACCACCAUUGGUUACGGACACGCCGUUCCACGCACGGAUGCGGGCAGAGCCUUCUGUAUGUUUUACGCCGUCUUGGGCAUUCCUCUAACGCUGGUCAUGUUCCAGAGCCUGGGCGAGAGGAUCAACACUUUAGUCCGAUACCUCCUGCGCAGGGCCAAGCAAGGCCUGGGCUUACGGAAGACGGAGGUGUCCAUGGGGAACAUGGUCUUUGUGGGUUUGCUGUCCUGCAUGAGCGUGCUGUGCAUCGGAGCUGCGGCCUUUUCCCAUUUUGAGGGCUGGACCUUCUUUAACGCCUACUACUACUGCUUCAUCACGCUCACCACCAUCGGCUUCGGGGAUUUUGUAGCACUGCAGAAGAGAGACGCCCUCCAACGACAACCCGGCUAUGUGGCCUUUUGCUUCAUGUACAUUUUGGUUGGGUUGACAGUAAUUGGAGCGUUUCUUAACCUGGUGGUGCUGAGGUUUCUGACUGUAAGAUCAGAUGAGCCUGACUUGAGGGCCGACGCAGGGGGAGAAGAGCAGGGACCGCGGCCUAAGGACUCGCAGGAGGACGGGGAGGUGUCAGAAACUGCUGAGGCGAGAUGUACAGACAGCGAAGAUGGACGUAGAAGCCGGUGUAACCUUACUCUCCCCAGUGAGGGGGCCAGCAGCUGCAUCAGCCUCCUCCUUUCUCCUGCAGAGGAAAGCAGGCUUAUACCAUCUGUGGCCUCUCUGCCCCCCGAGCCCAGUAGAUUCAGAGCCUUGUUCUCCUGCUUGUGCUGUGGCCCGGACAUUUACAGCAGCACCUCUCAGGCUCAGAACGAGCAGACAAGCGGCCACUGCAACCCUGUCUUUUACAACUCCAUCUCCUUCAGGGUGGACCAGGCCUCCUGCAGCUCCUGCACAGUGUUGUCGCAGGCCUCCCCCAGCAGCGAAGCGCUCUGUCUGGGCAACUACAAUCCUCACACCAGGCGGACGUCGCUGUGACUUUUCACUUACAAACUUUCAACUUUUUGAUACGCACCACGAAAUUAGCGUUGC
Molecule: messenger RNA, 1293 nt
Organism: Mugil cephalus (flathead mullet)
Lineage: Eukaryota; Metazoa; Chordata; Actinopteri; Mugiliformes; Mugilidae
Product: potassium channel subfamily K member 15-like
Exons: 2
Coding region: 1-1239 (412 amino acids)
Biological process (GO): stabilization of membrane potential; potassium ion transmembrane transport
Cellular component (GO): membrane
Molecular function (GO): potassium ion leak channel activity
Source: RefSeq, a predicted model, not a curated record